CCAUCACGAGAGCAGAUGAAGUUGUCUUUGUUCUAGAUUUGUUUCUUCAGAAGUCCGAGUAAUAGACUGAGGAUAGUAUUUACAGCCCGGGUGGGAUUGCGACUGGCAUUUGCGCAGUGUUGAUCAAGCAGAGCCCAGGUCAUUAACAAGAAGCUACACUUCGUCUGCUGGUAGCAGCUGUGUCCGGCGACGACAACGGCGACAACGGCGACAACGGCGACAAACCACUACGAAACUACUCUACAUACAGAACAACAUGUCUUCUCCAGAACCAACGCCCGCUUCCGACGACUUCCAGCUCGAGAGCCAGCUGCAGUCACUUCACGAGCACCCCGAGCCGAGCUAUGCCGACGUACUCUUCUUAAUGCCGAAGUCUGCGCGCGCGCAGCAGGCCACGAUUCCGCUGCCGACGAGGAUAUGGGCGCAUUCGGCUUUGCUUGCAGUCAUAUAUCCCAAGCCGCUCGAGCGCCUGGGGCCGAUGUUUUCGUCGUCGUAUGAGCCGGGGAGGAGUAGGCUUGGAUUAUCGCCGAAGACGUCGUGCGGGCUCGAGUACGCUGUCGUGGAGGUUGCGCCGGAGAACGAUCUUGCGGUGCGGAAGCUGGUGGCGGGGUGCUAUAGACCUGUUGUGUUGAGGCGGCUGUGGGAGAAAAAGGGAGGGAAGCGGGAGAUGCUGGCGGCGCUGGAUGAAGGUGUGCUGCUGGCUUGUAACGCAGCUAUUGUGCGCGAGCAUGCGGCGACGGGGAGAACGCCUGGAAGUAGCGGCGACGGGGCAGAAACUGGCACGAUGCCUAUAAAUAUGUCGGGAGAAGAUGGAUACGCUACACCUCCGGAUCAAGGCACAGACACGUUCUUUUCCUCGCCGCUCUUGAGCUCGUCGCCGCUAUCGGCCGCGAUGAAUAACAGCAACGCGGACCCAGAGCGGUAUGCGGGGGACAUGACGUUGCUGCUGGAAGGCGAGAAAGUGAGUUUUAGGAUUCACAAGUUCUUGUUGGACUUACGCGCGCCGUAUUUCAGCACGAUGUUCCGGUCAGCGUUUGCGGACGCGACGGCGUCGGAGCAUACGUUGUCGGCGGAGUACUUUACGCCGCUGUCGCUGGCGGUGGUGGCACAGUAUAUAUACCUUGAUGACGCGGACUUGCUGUUUUCGUGGAAGUGGACGGAUUUUUCGCGGUAUAUUGCGUCGACAAAGUGUACGAGCGAUAUCAAUGCGCCCACGCAGGAGAUCUUUGAUAUAUUUGCAGACGUGCUUGUGUCGGCCAAGUUUCUGCAGAUCGAGUCGCUCGAGCGGUGGAUUAUUGGAUGCCUGGUGAAGAUAGGCCACGGGUUUGCGUGCACGGGAGCGCAGUGCACGAAGCUGCUGCCGGGGAUUGCAAACCUAGGACACCAGUAUCAAAUCCGGGAGCUGUAUGAUCCGUGCAUGAGUUGGAUGUCGCGACAUACGAAUGUGUCUGUGUUGUGGAAGCGGAAUCUGCUGGCGCUGCCGGACGAGGUGCUGCAGGACUUGGUGGAGAACGUGGAGGGCAAGGUGUCGCCCAAGACGGUGAUUCCGCUGUACCUGCGGAUAUACAGUCUACGGCUGAACACGGCGACGUCUGUGUUUAGAGACGACUGGGAAGAGAAGCUGUUGACGCCGCUGAUGGACUACUGCGGAAGCUACACGGCGGAGUGGUUUGCGCAUCCGAGGAUUGUGUUUUCUGUUGCGCGGGCGCUGUCGUCGACGUCGUAUAAUGCGAUGGAGAACCUGCUGAUUGUGAUUGUGACGCGCAAGAUAUGUGCGCGGACGGCGACGGCGAUAUGGCGCGGGGUGGAGUGUCUGGCGAAGCUGCUGCCGGUGUCGCCGAUAGUGGAGAUGCUGAGUUUACAUGUUACAGAGUGGUUCAAGCAGCACUGGCGGGAGCUGGUGCCGGUGAGUUAUGGGGUGAAGGGGGUGAAGGAGCUGACGACGAAGGAGGAGGAGUACGGGAGCAUGGUUGAUUUCGGGCAGUGGCCGGAGGACAGCGUGCAGAAGCUGAGUGCACAGAUCAAGGUGCCUGCAGCGGACUUGCAGGCGCUGCCCGAGGCGGUGAGGGUGGCGGAGAGUCGGCGAGAGCAGUGGUUGGAGCGGUGCCGGGUCGGGGAGGCGAACCGGCAGAUGCGGCGGUUGGAGCUGAUGAGGGCGCGGGAGAGGAUGGGGUAGUUUGUUUGUUUGUUAUUGUUUUGUUUAUUCUGUGUUCAUUCUGUGUUUAUUGUGUUAAUGUGUUAUUGUGUGUGUUAUUGGUAUUGGAAGGUCUACACGGUGUUAAUUGUGGUAAUUGUCAAUUGAAGAAUCCGAAAGCGGCAGACUAAUUAGCGGCAAUUAGCGGCGAAGUCUAAAUGCACGUGAUUUGCGUAUUAAGGGCAAGGGCGGAGUAUUUUUAGAAGCAGCUAAUUUCGGGUGGCAGCACUGAGCAGCAGACGCAGAAGAGAGAGAAGAGUGCUUUAGUGUUGAAAUGAGCAGUU
Molecule: messenger RNA, 2478 nt
Organism: Myxozyma melibiosi
Lineage: Eukaryota; Fungi; Ascomycota; Lipomycetes; Lipomycetales; Lipomycetaceae
Exons: 1
Coding region: 257-2176 (639 amino acids)
Molecular function (GO): protein binding
Source: RefSeq, a predicted model, not a curated record